AUGGAUGAUGAGAUGAGGUCACCUGAGAAGAGCGACACAUGGGUGUUGACUGAGUUAUCUGCAGGAAAGAGAGCUUUACUGAACAAAUGGGUGUUUAGAAUCAAGACUAAACCAGAUGGCAGAAGAAGGUUCAAGAUUAUGCCUCGUCGUAGAGCUGACGCCAGGAAUGCAAAGGCAACUCCUCUGAUCCCAGAUCAAGAAGUCUCCAAUGCGGAGUUUAGGAAUGCCAUACAGAUGUUGGCUCAGAGAUCACAGACUCAUGAGGAUCCUUCAAAUUUCUUGGAUGAUAUCAAGAAAAUCUUUGAGGAGAAUAGGGGUGCAAAUGCCACUCAUAUCACUUGGGAUUGCUUUAAUGAGACUUCUCUCGACAGGUUUUUCCCAAUAGAGUUGAGAGAGGCAAAGAAAUUGGGUAGUGGAAAUCGCUCCCAGGGUCAGGAGAAGUUUUCAGCUCCAACCCCUUCAUCAGCUAGUGUUACAUCCUCCAAGAACAAGUAUGACCAGAAGGCUAGAGCACUAGGCUCUAAGUCUCAGAGAAGUGUUUCAGGCACAAAGACUUACCCCAUUUGCCCUAAGUGUGGUAAGAACCAUCCGGGCAAGUGUCUUGAUGGAAAUAAAGGGUAUGUUGGGUGCGGUCAAUCUGGUCAAAAGUUGAGGGAUUGUCCUUCUAGAUAG
Messenger RNA from Solanum pennellii, 672 nucleotides. RefSeq lists its product as uncharacterized. Bases 1 to 672 code for a protein of 223 amino acids. Lineage: Eukaryota; Viridiplantae; Streptophyta; Magnoliopsida; Solanales; Solanaceae. The transcript is spliced from 5 exons. The record is from RefSeq and is a predicted model, not a curated record.